Anoplophora glabripennis (Asian longhorned beetle) is the source of this 1159-nucleotide messenger RNA. RefSeq names its product eukaryotic translation initiation factor 3 subunit H (gene eIF3h). Gene Ontology annotation, cellular component: cytoplasm; cytosol; eukaryotic translation initiation factor 3 complex. The coding region runs from base 88 to 1104 and encodes 338 amino acids. NCBI's taxonomy places the organism in Eukaryota, Metazoa, Arthropoda, Insecta, Coleoptera, Cerambycidae. The record is from RefSeq and is a predicted model, not a curated record. The transcript has 2 exons. Gene Ontology annotation, molecular function: translation initiation factor activity; protein binding; metallopeptidase activity.
UUUACUUUUUAUUUGACAUUGACAGCUGUACUCCUUACUGUCUCUUAAAUUUGUUCGUAUUGUUGGUUUUUUAAUCAAUUUUUCAGAAUGGCAGCCCGUUCUGCAGCAUCCAGGCGUGUGCCAGAAAAUGAAUCAACAAUCGCUUAUGUUCAGGCUGAUGGACUGGCUGUUAUGAAAAUAGUGAAACACUGCCAUGAAGAAUCUACAACAAAUAUGGAUAUUGCUCAAGGAGCGUUAUUGGGGCUGGUUGUCGAUAACAGAUUAGAAAUAACCAAUUGUUUUCCAUUCCCAAAACAGACUGAUGAAACUAUGGAUGAAGAUGAGUAUCAGCUAGCCAUGAUGCGCAGACUGCGGAGGGUUAAUGUUGAUCAUUUCCAUGUAGGUUGGUAUCAAAGUGCUGACGUGGGAAACUUUUUAAGUCUUCCACUAUUGGAAUCACAAUUUCACUAUCAAACGUCGAUAGAAGAAUCUGUAGUUGUUAUUUAUGAUACCCAGAAAUCUUCCAGAGGUUUCCUCACUUUUAAAGCCUACCGUUUAACUCCUCAAGCCAUCGAAAUGUACAAGGAGGGUGAAUUUACCCCUGAAGCUUUGUUGAAAUUGAAAAUAGGUUUUGAGAAUUUAUUUACUGAAGUACCAUUCCUGAUUAAGAACUCUCCAUUGUCAAAUAUUAUGAUGUCAGAAUUAGCAGAAAUGGUGCCGGAAGAAGAAGGCUCUAAAUUUUUAGAUCUGGGCACUGCCUCUGUCUUGGAAGGUCAACUGCGCUGCUUGAUGGAUCGAGUCGAUGAACUCAAUCAAGAAGCUAUUAAGUUUAACAGGUACCAACAGUUGGUUAACAGGCAACAGCAAGACAAGCAGCGCUACUUGCUUAAGCGGGCACAAGAAAACGCUGCCCGAGCAGCCAAAGACGAGCCGGCGCUACCAGAGGAAGACAUCAAUAAGCUGUUCAGACCACACCCUGUGCCGCCAAGGUUGAAUCCGAUGAUUAUCGCUGGGCAGAUUAAUACCUACAGCCAAGCCAUCUCUCAGUUUUGCUCUCAAUCUUUGGCUAAGCUGUAUAUUACGCAGGCAUUACAGAAUGCCAAGGAAACGAAUAGUAAUCAUUAAAUUUUUUAUAUUACUGUAAAACUUUCCCUUAAAUAAAAUACGAAACAAUUUCAAA